AUGGAGGACCUAGCCAAUCUUCUUGAUGAAGAUACACUGUCAUUCAGACCUCUGAACAAAGUGCGAUGGCUGUCGCGGCACCAAGCUGUCAAUGCUGUUCUGAGGAACUACACUGUGCUUCAAGAAUUCUACAAAAGAGAAUUAACUGAAAACAGAGAUCCAGUGGCAAAGUACUGCUACAAAAAGCUGAGCGAUUCAAAGUUCAAUGUUACUGUCACUGCUCUGGGAGACGUUUUGGGUGAGCUAGCACAACUCUGCCUCACUUUACAAAGACGCAACCUGACUGUGAUGGAAGGACACUGCUUUGCUAGAGCAAAGAUUGAGAAGUUGCGUUCCCAGUGCUUGAGGGAGAAGGAUGUACAGUGGAGUGACCGUGUCAAAGAGGCAAUGGCGACCUCAACAGCUUAUGACAGAAAUACUGCCAGGCCACAACUGGACCUCAGCCAGGCCAAAGCAGGACUCUUCCCAUGGCCACAGCAGGACUCUUCCCAUGCCAAAGCAGAACUCUUCCCAUGGCCAAAGCAGGACUCUUCCCAUGGCCAAAGCAGGACUCUUCCCAUGGCCAAAGCAGGACUCUUCCCAUGGCCAAAGCAGGACUCUUCCCAUGGCCAAAGCAGGACUCUUCCCAUGCCAAAGCAGGACUCUUCCCAUGGCCAAAGCAGGACUCUUCCCAUGGCCAAAGCAGGACUCUUCCCAUGCCAAAGCAGGACUCUUCCCAUGGCCACAGCAGGACUCUUCCCUUGA
Messenger RNA from Knipowitschia caucasica, 744 nucleotides. The record is from the annotation of a GenBank genome assembly. NCBI's taxonomy places the organism in Eukaryota, Metazoa, Chordata, Actinopteri, Gobiiformes, Gobiidae.